AUGCUCGGUCUCAGUUUCUACCACGCCGAGCUCGCCAUAGCCCAUCUCAUCAAUGGAAUACUCGCAGGCGUCGCAGUCGCGACUCGCAUUUACGUCAAGAUCAAGACCAAACAGGGCAUCAAAGCCGACGACUUAUCCAUAUUUCUAACCCUAUUCUUCUACUACAGCGCCAUCGUGACCGUCUUACGAGGCAAAUAUCCCGGCAUCUCACAGGCUCCAGAAGUUUUCUAA
This is a messenger RNA of Alternaria atra, 231 nucleotides long. RefSeq lists its product as uncharacterized. NCBI's taxonomy places the organism in Eukaryota, Fungi, Ascomycota, Dothideomycetes, Pleosporales, Pleosporaceae. The record is from RefSeq and is a predicted model, not a curated record. The transcript has a single exon. The coding region runs from base 1 to 231 and encodes 76 amino acids.